Messenger RNA from Aspergillus campestris IBT 28561, 1696 nucleotides. RefSeq lists its product as uncharacterized. The record is from RefSeq and is a predicted model, not a curated record. NCBI's taxonomy places the organism in Eukaryota, Fungi, Ascomycota, Eurotiomycetes, Eurotiales, Aspergillaceae. The transcript has 4 exons. The coding region runs from base 229 to 1620 and encodes 463 amino acids.
CUGCAAAUUCCCGGGGGAUGAUUGCUCUUUACUGCUGGGAAAAUGCGGCCAUUCCUUCCAUAUGCACUGUCUGAUGACCUGGAUCCAACAAGAAUCCUCCAAGGGACUAUGCCCGAUGUGCCGACAGAAAUUCGAAUGGAAGCAGAACGAGGAGUGAACCGAUGGAUUGAGAAUAAGGCGUACGGAGUAUGAAUAGAAUAACGGACUUAAUGCCAAUUAUGCAGUCACAUGACCCGCUCCACCCUGGUCAGGCAGGAAAAGACUGUUGCCUCAUUCGGAAGUACUCUCACGGCUCUCUUUCUACUAACGGGACUUUUUCGACUUCUCCGCCAUCUCGCGCCCUUUCCCUUUUCUUUCCCCAUCCUCCCUUUUCCUUCUUUCUUCUCCUCCUUCUAUCCAUCAUGUAGUGCCAGCAUGUCUCUUCCCAGGAAUCUUCCCUCGCCUUCUUUGUCCUCUUCUCCUUCCAGGCAUUCCGUUCGCCGCCUCCCCGACUCCGACGCUCCUUCCCGUCCCCAGAGCUUGAUCGACCGGCCGGUGACAACACCCCAGUCCCCCCCAGAACAAGCACAAGAUCCCUCCUCCCGCGAGGCAACUCCGCACCAGCCGGACCUGGACGAGAGAAAUCAAGGGGCACCGUCGGUCCCGGAGGAUCACGACGAGGGAGCAGCCGCCGCAGACAAACAACCACACCAACAACAACAACAACCACAGUAUGGACCCACCUUCCAACCCUUCUUCACCCUCGUGGAGGACGCCCACUCCGCCGAAUACUACCAUCCCAAUGUACACUACAUCUUCUCGGAUGACGACACCGAUAUCGUAACCGAAGCCGCCCUACGCUCCCUCGAUUCUGAUCAGCAUGACAGUUUCCUUCACAGUCGGAAGCGGAAAUCCCGCGAUCUGCACCUGCAGCAGCACCACCACCAGCCCGCUGACGACAACAGGACGACAGAUCGCCCCUACGAGGAAGAGCUGCCCAGUCCCAAGAAAACGUCCCUCCUCCCCGACCCCAUUCCCGGCGUGCGCGAUAACUACAUCAUCAUGGACGUCAACCAUGCGCCCGAGGCCGCGGCCGCCGCGGGCACCAAUCCCGUCCCCGCUUUGGCCGGGUCUCCCGCCCCCCAGACCUCCGUGCCUCCGCAGCCUUCCGCGAACAACCCCUUCACCGUGACGUCGGCCCAGAGCCUCACCCCGGCGUGGCAGGUGCUCGACACGCAGCUCGCCCCCGCCCCGACCUUCGAGAACAAUUCCCCGGGGGACCACGACCGGGGGCUGAUGCUCAAGAUCCGAGGCACGGCGGGAUUGCCCGUGAACGCCCUGGGGAAGGACCGGGAACGAGGCAGUCAGCAGCUGGAGGACAUGAUGGAGCAUUUCGAGAAGCGACUCAGCGAACUCCGGCGAAUCAUCGACGCAGGAGAGCAACCGCACGAGCCCGAAGUUCCACUGGAAGAGGCUGGGCCUCCUCCCGGAAUGGACGUGCCGAACGCAGUCGGCAUACCCCCUGAAGUAGAGAAACCAUCUGGGUCGCAGGGUCGUCCCGAAACCGAGGGGAAGGAAAAGGUCAAUCAAAAGGCCCAGGAACAGGCCAAGGAAAAGGCUCCGGAGCAGCGCCAGGAGUGAGAAACAAAUCCCAGUGGACACGAGGAAUGAAAACUACCUACUUAGCGGACCAGCAACAUUUUGGAUUGGAUUUUUU